AUGACACUACUAAAACAAGGACUAAAUGUCAUUAACAUAACUAUAUCUUCAAAGGCGCACAGAGACAUGAGUAAGCCUUCCCUUUCAAUUGAACAACUGUCUGUCUUUAACGUAAGUACCGAUAUAAUUUAUGAAUCACCAAAUGUGUCAUAUUACAAUAAAGGAUCGUCUUUUCCGGUUGAAGCGUUUUGGACACUCUACCUUUUUAACCUUAAUGACGACGAAAUUGGCACUGUGUACCUGCUCCUUAAAUACAAACUUCAUUCAACAACUGUAACAAUAGGAGAAACGUAUUCAUUCAAAGUGGUUUAUGAUGAUCGGGUAUUGGAGUACCGAGUACCAACUAACAAACCAAUCAUUUAUCAGGAUGAAGACUUGCGUUUAAUGUCAGAAAUUCACAAACUAUUUGACGGUAACUUUACGACUUGUGUUGGGCUGCCAGUACAAGGUGAGAGCCCACCAUGGUUUUGGAUGAGACUGAAUACAACCUGGCUGAACAUAUCGUCUUCAAACUUCGGCGUUAGAGUAGCUGGCAAUCAAAUAUCGUGCCAGCCAAACGGACAGACGCUACUACAGAUUGCAUAUCCUUUGGAAAGCCCAAUAUUCGAAAAUGAGCUGAAACACCGCAUGGAAUUCUGCAUUUUGACUUUAACCAACAUUACCUCUAAUCGACGUGUAGUGGAAUGUGAUUACCAUUGCCAAUGUUCCAAAGGCAAUGACUGCCAGGAAAUGAUUCUUUUCAUGGCAAACCAAGAAAAAAUGGCGCCAUGGAGUUUAUGUGAAAUAUCUGCGAGAAACGUAGUUUGAGACUUAUAUUGUUUGUACCUGUGCUUAUAUUAUCUUUUAACAUAUCAAAAAGCAGUCCUUUCUAAUAAAAAAAAAAGAAAAAAAGAAAGAAAUAAUACAUUUUUUUCCUUAAGUGAGACUGUAUUUAUGCCUAUCUUUUUAAAGCUUGCUUUGAAUAAAACUUUAUAAUGCAUGGAAUUU
Molecule: messenger RNA, 987 nt
Organism: Magallana angulata
Lineage: Eukaryota; Metazoa; Mollusca; Bivalvia; Ostreida; Ostreidae
Exons: 2
Coding region: 1-807 (268 amino acids)
Source: RefSeq, a predicted model, not a curated record